GGCGCCAGUGCGGAAGUGAAAGUCGUCCAUGAUGGGUCUUCUGUGAGUGUUGCAGGAAGUUGCGCAUGACGGCCAGCGAGAUACGAUGGCGCCUCUCGACCUGGAUAAAUAUGCAGAGAUCGCCAAACAGUGUAAAUACCUGCCAGAGAACGACCUGAAGAGGUUAUGUGACUACGUGUGUGAUCUUCUGCUGGAGGAGUCCAACGUCCAGCCCGUCUCUACCCCUGUAACAGUAUGUGGGGACAUACAUGGACAGUUUUACGACCUCUGCGAACUCUUCCGAACCGGCGGCCAGGUUCCAGACACAAAUUACAUAUUUAUGGGUGACUUUGUUGACCGAGGAUACUACAGUCUGGAGACGUUCACCUACCUGCUGGUUCUGAAAGCCAAGUGGCCCGACCGCAUCACACUUCUACGUGGAAACCACGAGAGCAGACAGAUCACCCAAGUUUACGGCUUUUAUGAUGAGUGCCAGACCAAGUAUGGCAAUGCAAAUGCGUGGCGUUACUGCACCAAGGUGUUUGAUAUGUUAACAGUUGCAGCUCUGAUGGACGAGCAGAUCCUGUGUGUCCACGGAGGCCUCUCCCCAGACAUUAAGACCCUAGAUCAGAUUCGAACCAUUGAGCGGAACCAAGAGAUCCCCCACAAGGGAGCGUUCUGUGACCUGGUGUGGUCAGACCCUGAAGAUGUGGACACUUGGGCCAUCAGUCCCAGAGGAGCUGGCUGGCUCUUUGGUGCGAAGGUCACAAAUGAGUUCGUUCACAUCAACAACCUGAAGCUGAUUUGCCGGGCGCACCAACUGGUCCACGAAGGCUACAAGUUCAUGUUUGACGAGAAGCUGGUCACCGUGUGGUCGGCUCCCAACUACUGCUAUCGCUGCGGCAACAUCGCCUCCAUUAUGGUUUUCAAAGAUGCGAACACGAGAGAGCCGAAGCUCUUCAGGGCAGUGCCUGACUCUGAAAGAGUCAUUCCACCCCGAACAACUACUCCCUAUUUCUUGUAAGCACAUUAAACUAAAAAGAGCGUAGCCAUUUGUUCAGUUCACAGAUAUUAAACGGGACUGUGUCAUCAGUGCUUGUGAACUCUUGUGAAUUCUGUGUAGAUUAUUUAGACCAUUACAGUGCAUUCCUCUGUGCCAACUGUAAAUUGUUAUUCCCAGUCUUUGCGUAUGAAGCCAUUAUUCUGCAGCUUAUAUCCCACCGAGACAUUACAGUGGCGUAGUAUCAUGGCUGUGCAGUUGUGAGGUCUGAGAGGAAAGAUUAACGUUACCCACAAGUCCACAGGUGUAAAAUGUUCAUAUUUAUAAAUCUCAGUUUUACUUUGCAAUAAAAAUUCACUCUGCUGAGCAAAUGUCAGGUGCAGUGUUAAAUAAAAUCUUGAUUUGA
Scophthalmus maximus (turbot) is the source of this 1385-nucleotide messenger RNA. RefSeq names its product protein phosphatase 6, catalytic subunit (gene ppp6c). Gene Ontology annotation, biological process: G1/S transition of mitotic cell cycle; peptidyl-serine dephosphorylation. The coding region runs from base 86 to 1003 and encodes 305 amino acids. The transcript is spliced from 7 exons. Gene Ontology annotation, cellular component: cytoplasm. The record is from RefSeq and is a predicted model, not a curated record. NCBI's taxonomy places the organism in Eukaryota, Metazoa, Chordata, Actinopteri, Pleuronectiformes, Scophthalmidae. Gene Ontology annotation, molecular function: protein serine/threonine phosphatase activity.